UGCUCCAUUAUUGGGUAUAAAAAGGUCCCUGUUCGACGAACAAUGUCGUUGAAGCAACCUGUCGCCGUCGCACACACUCCAUUCUGUUUUUAAUAGGUAAUAAAACAGGUUAUUCCUUCAAGGUCGAAACCCUAAUUUCUGUCUUUGAACAGCUAAGCUUUUCUCAGCUUACCAGGCCUAACUACUUGUGUUCUGGAAAUGGAAUUGAUGGGUGUUGAUAAUACUAAUGGAAGUAUCGAAAGGGUGCCUAGGGUAAAUGGAAAUGGAAAUGGAAAUGGUAUUGAUCUUUGGCCAGUUUCACCCGAGGAGUCCGGGGAAGGUUUGCCGUAUGCUCCUAUAAAUUGGCCAAAACCUGGUGAUAACUGGCGUUGGAAAGUGGGGAGGAGAGUAGCCAUAACCGGCCAUUAUCUGGAUAGAUACCUGUAUCCUCCAAAAUAUUUUCCUCGUCGUGACUCAACAAGUAGGAAAAGUGGUUUUGCAAGCAAGCUUUCUGUUGAACGGUAUAUUCGAACAGUAUUUCCUCACGAAGACGUCAAUAAAUUUUUUGCCUCAUUCAGCUGGAAGAUCCCUGCAAUAAAGAAGUUAUCAGUAAAUGGUAAUGUAGGAGGACGAACUCUUUUUCCUGCAUUUUCUGAAGAGAUAGCAGAACAUUCUCGGCCUGAUUCCCCAUCAGAGGAUGUGGGCUGUAAGGCCAGAAAUAAUAUGUGCAACAGUUUGGUUGUGCAAGCAGAAAACUCAUCUUUAACUGCCAUGCCUUGUGAUAUUUGCUGCAACGAACCUCGGUUCUGCCGUGAUUGUUGUUGUAUUCUCUGUAGCAAAACUGUGAAUUUGAAAUAUGGAGGCUACAGUUACAUCAAAUGUGAAGCAAAGGUGGGUGAGGAUUACAUAUGUGGACACAUUACUCACUUGAACUGUGCUCUGCGUUGUUACAUGGCUGGGACUGUUGGAGGAAGCAUUGGGUUGGAUGCUGAGUACUUAUGCCGUCGCUGUGAUGCAAAGACAGAUUUGGUUCCACAUGUUACAAGACUUGUAAAAAUAUGUGAAUCUGUUGAUUCCUCAGUUGAUGUUGAGGAAAUUUUAAAUCUCGGUGUCUGUAUUUUGCGUGGUUCAGAAAAGACCAUUGCUAAGGAAUGGCUAAGCCGUAUUGAACUGGCAAUUCGUAAGCUUAAAUGUGGGACUUCUCUUGAAGAUAUCUGGAAAGUUGAAGAUGCUGACUUGGCCAUUUUUACAGGUAAUGGUCCAGUAUCUUAUAUCCCAAUUGAGAUAGCAAUUAUCCUAACCAACAAAUCCAUGUUGUUUGAUGCUCGUUGA
Pistacia vera is the source of this 1311-nucleotide messenger RNA. RefSeq lists its product as uncharacterized. Bases 199 to 1311 code for a protein of 370 amino acids. The record is from RefSeq and is a predicted model, not a curated record. NCBI's taxonomy places the organism in Eukaryota, Viridiplantae, Streptophyta, Magnoliopsida, Sapindales, Anacardiaceae. The transcript has 5 exons.